AUGAAUCCUGCCAGCUCGGCCGUUCCUGCAAAAGGGAAACCGACGUUAUCAACUACAGAUGUCGAGAAUACGGACUUAGAGCUAUCAGAUGUGCUCCCAAACCCGCCUCAGCCCGAUGUCAUGAAAAUGGCACAACUGGGUGAUGAGGCGGGCGUAAGACAGCUACUCGAUUCUGGCAAAAUCCCGGCAAACUAUGCCGAUCCUGAGGGCAUCACGCCGCUACAUUGGGCUGCAAUCAACAAUCGUUACAAUGUCUGUAAGGUCCUCCUCGAGGCUGGUGCCGACGUAAAUGCCGUCGGUGGCGAGUCAGUCGCUACUCCCGCUAUGUGGGCUGCCCAAGAAAAGCACUACUACAUUGUUGACCUCCUCACACGAUACGGCGCCGACCAUCAGAUCACAGACGGUCAAGGCUACAACAUCCUCCAUCUCGCAACCUUCAAUGGAAAUCUCUUCCUCAUAAUUCUCCUCUUACAUCAGGGUAUAAAUGUCGAUGUCAAGGACACACAAGGUCAUACACCCUUGAUGUGGGCUGCAUAUAAGGGUUUCCCGGCGUGUGUGGAGUUAUACCUAUCAUGGGGAGCGGAUGUCACCGCUGUAGACGAUAAGCAACUUACCGCUCUGCAUUGGGCGCUGGUAAAGGGAAAUUUCCAGUGCAUACAGAAACUUGUCGAAUAUGGGUCCGACAGAUUUCACAAAACCGACACCGGAAACACGCCCCUACAAGCUGCAAAGGAUAUGGAAACACUGCACAUCUUCCAAGAAGCUCUGGCGGAAUCCGGAUAUACGAAGGAGGCCAGGCCGAAACACACGAACGCGCCCUUCUUUUUGAGCGUUCCGGAGUCCCGGGAAAGCUUCUUAAGAAAGUUUUUGUUCUUUUCACCUUUCUUUUUGAUAUGGGUGGCAUUAACGGCAUUGUCGAUAUUACCUGCGAUAUUGUCAAUACCGAUACUCAUCGGCCUUUUCAUUGCUUCAAACAUGGGUGUUACUAAGGCGUUACAAGAGUUCGGAGCUCCUGGGCAAAAGGUAGUGCACAAGACACCAUUUUUAGCGGGUAUUUUUGCGGGCACGGCGUUCUGGUUAGGAUUAAGAUAUUUUUCUACGGUAUUCCCUGCUACAUACGAGCAGCAUCCUAUUCUAAAUUUUGUGUUUAUGAUUUUUUAUGGGCUUUGUGUGUAUUUCUAUGCUUUCAGCAUGCGGGCGGAUCCUGGCUUCGUCCCUUUAACAAACUCCCGGGAAGCGCAAAAGGAGAUUGUGCAGGAUCUUCUAUCGCAGUGGAAGUACGACGAGCGGAAUUUCUGUGUUCACUGUAUGGUUCGAAUGCCACUGCGAUCGAAGCACUGCAGGAGAUGCUCAAGAUGCGUAGCGAGACAUGACCAUCACUGUCCAUGGAUUUUCAACUGUGUUGGCGUUAGCAAUCAUCGACAAUUCCUGGCCUAUGUUGUUACUCUUGAACUCGGUCUAAUUUCUUAUAUUUCAUUAGCGUAUUUCUAUUUCUCUGCCCUCCCUGAAGUUUCUGUGGAAAACUGCCUCUUCCUUAGUGUCAGCAUGUGCCAGCCAGUCUGGGCGGAUCCAUUUACACUUUAUUUAAGCAUCUGGGGAGGUCUGCAGUCAACUUGGGUAACCAUGCUGUUUAUCGUCCAGACUAUCCAGGUUCUACGCGGACAAACCACGUAUGAGAAUAUGCAUGGCUCCCACCAAGGAUUCGACGACCAUGAAGUUUCCAAUAUGGUAUCCAGCAUGAUCACAGGCGGUGGGGCAUCGUUGGGAGGAGUGGGAUUGGAACCCAGCGGUGCAGGCCCAAAUCCACUGAUAACAGCCCCCGGAGGGGCCCAUGGCGGGAGACAAGGUCAUGGUCACCAAGGCCACUCGCACGGUCGAGGCGCACACGGACAAGGCGGUACAUGGAACAAAGUAUUACGACUCCUAGGUGUCGACACAUUCCUGGCUACGGCGAAGGACGGCGUAGCAGAUAAUAAGAAUCGGUCGAGACGGCGGCAGAACCCGUGGAAUCGGGGCAUCAUCACAAAUUGCAAUGACUUUUGGUGUUCUGGCGUUGGAGAGUUGUUCCAGGGCGCUCCAAGCGGAGAAGCUGUGCUGGGUGGCCAGAGAGUGGAUUACUAUACAAUGUAUGAGACGCCAGCAAGGUUGAGGCGUGAUGGCGGCGGGGCAGGAGGGGCAUACCAGAGUGUGGCAGGAGAUGAGCAAGUUUAG
Orbilia oligospora ATCC 24927 is the source of this 2211-nucleotide messenger RNA. RefSeq lists its product as uncharacterized. Gene Ontology annotation, molecular function: protein binding; palmitoyltransferase activity. Gene Ontology annotation, biological process: protein palmitoylation. NCBI's taxonomy places the organism in Eukaryota, Fungi, Ascomycota, Orbiliomycetes, Orbiliales, Orbiliaceae. The transcript is spliced from 5 exons. Bases 1 to 2211 code for a protein of 736 amino acids. The record is from RefSeq and is a predicted model, not a curated record. Gene Ontology annotation, cellular component: Golgi membrane.